AUGGCGUCCGUCAACUGCUUUAAAAAGGCGGCCAUCGGGAUUGGUACUGUGGCUGCGAUCAACCUUUUCAUCACAGUGCUUUUGCUCAUCCUCUAUGGUACUUUCGAUCAACUUGUUGAUCGCAUGAUCCGCGCGAGCGUCGUCAUAACACCUACAUCUUCCGUCUACUCGAAUUGGGUUUCACCAGACACGCCCAUCUACUUCUCCAUCUAUCUCUUCAAUAUCACUAACAAAGAUGACAUUGAGAAGGGAUCGAAACCGAGGAUCGAACAAAUUGGACCUUAUGUCUACAUGCAACGUCUAACUUUUACUCUGAAUCGAAACCUUUCAGUUGGUGACCCUGACAAAGACAUUGUUAUUGGAAUUAGUAUCCCCUUUGUGACCCUAGCGGCUAAUAUGGACACUGAGACCGGGCUGAGCGCAGACGAGUACGCUCUCAUGACAAUCUUUGUGGAGCCAAAACUCUUUGUCGAGACAACUGUGACCGAGUUCCUUUGGGGCUAUGUGGACCCUAUUACCGACGCCUGCAAUGCCUUCGACUCCAAGAAUUGUCCAUCUCACAAAGUUGGUGUCAUGUUCGGUAAAAAUGGUACUGACGACGGACCUUUUGUGAUUGACACAGGAGUCAACGAUGCUACCAAACUUGGAAAUGUCCUCUCCUAUAAGAAUAAAAGCACUCUUAAUGUGUGGUCCUCCGACGAGGCCAAUCAAAUUAAAGGAACUGAUGGAUCUCAAGUAGCACCGGGUUUGAGAAUGAAUUCGAGGCCAUUCAUUUUUGCUGCCGAUCUUUGCCGAUCUUUUGAAAUGCUAGUGAAUGGAACGGGGAAAUUAACCAACUCCGAUAAAUUAAAGGUCCUUGCUCUGAGUGGCACACCAGAGACUGCACAACCGGCCUCGGUAAAUCCGUCCAACAAGGGCUUCUGCCCACCGUUGACACCCGGUCCCCCUUGUCCGCCAGCUGGCACCUUUGACCUUUCCUCUUGCCGUCGACAGGGGGGUUUGCGACCCCCAAUCUACAGCUCCCAGCCCUAUUUCUUUGGAGCUGAUCCAAAACUUAGAGACGAGGUGGAGGGCCUACCCAUGCCUACGUCUGACAAUGCCUCCACAAAGGUCUUCGUGGAACCGAAACUGGGACUGGUUGUUGAGGCCUACAAACGUCUCCAAAUCACCGUCUACGUGCGUCCUUCGAAAAAAAUGUCUGAACAAUUCAAAAACUGGACGAGGCCGACUUUUGUUCCAACGGUGUGGUUUGAGGAGAAGGCUGUAGCGGGAGCUGACGCCUUGGAAGUGCUCUACACUAAUGCCUACGAAAAACCAAACUAUGGACGCCGAAUUCUUCUCAUCACUAUGCUUGUGUUUGUGAGCCUUCUACUGAUCCUUCUCGUCGCACUUGCCAUCGUCCUUUUUCAAAUCUGCUACCGAAGUCCACGAACCGGUGACAUAAUAAAGUCAGGUGCUGCCAACAGCCCCGGUGUCGGCAUAUUCGACGCUAAAUACACGAAGGUCGCGCCCACUAAUCCCAACUAG
Molecule: messenger RNA, 1527 nt
Organism: Hydatigera taeniaeformis
Lineage: Eukaryota; Metazoa; Platyhelminthes; Cestoda; Cyclophyllidea; Taeniidae
Source: the annotation of a GenBank genome assembly